AUGUUUCUCAACACUGUGACGUUUCUGCCAACAGCAAGUGUAGCUGAGAUAGGAUUAGAAGCAGAAAUGGCAGCGCAGCAGCUGUGUGAUGGGGAGCUGAGCUGGAAACAUUCACUUGCCAGGAGAGCUGGGUCAGAUUUGUUGUGGAAAGCAUUUCCCAUCUAUUCCUUUCUCUUCUCUCCUACUCAUUUGUCCUUGGACUUGCCAUCAGAGAACAUAGUAGGGAAAAUGUUGAUGCUUCCCAUCCCACCCCCUACCCCAACUGGGGUCUCUGAUGGCCUUCUCGCAGAUAAGAGUGUGAUCCAUAAAACAGGAAUAGAAACAGUCUCACAGGGCAAUGUCACUUUUUCCUGCUCUGAACCACAAAUUGUUCCCAUCACAUUUGUCAACUCCAGCAGCAGUUAUUUGCUGCUGCCCGGCACCCCCCAAAUUGAUGGGCUUUCAGUGAGUUUCCAGUUUCGAACAUGGAACAAGGAUGGUCUGCUUCUGUCCACAGAGCUGUCUGAGGGCUCGGGGACCCUGUUGCUGAGCCUGGAGGGUGGAACCGUGAGACUCGUGAUUCAGAAAAUGACCGAACGCACAGCUGAAAUCCUCACAGGCAGCAGUUUGAAUGAUGGCUUGUGGCAUUCAGUUAGCAUCAAUGCCAGAAGGGACCGCAUCACUCUCUCUCUGGAUAAUGAUGCAGCAUCCCCAGACCAGGACACCACCCGCGUGCAGAUUUAUUCUGGAAAUAGUUACUACUUUGGAGGGUGCCCUGACAAUCUCACCGAUUCCCAAUGUUUAAAUCCCAUUAAGGCUUUCCAAGGCUGCAUGAGGCUCAUCUUUAUUGAUAACCAGCCCAAGGACCUCAUUUCAGUUCAGCAAGGUUCCCUGGGGAAUUUUAGUGAUUUACACAUUGAUCUGUGUAGCAUCAAAGACAGGUGUUUGCCAAACUACUGUGAACAUGGAGGAAGCUGUUCCCAGUCCUGGACUACCUUCUACUGUAACUGUAGUAACACGGGCUACACUGGUGCCACCUGCCAUAACCCCCUCUACGAGCAAUCCUGCGAGGUGUACAGGCACCAAGGGAACACAGCUGGUUUCUUCUACAUUGACUCUGAUGGCAGUGGGCCACUGGGACCCCUCCAAGUGUAUUGCAACAUCAUAGAGGACAAGAUUUGGACAUCAGUUCAGCACAAUAACACAGAGCUGACCCGUGUGCAGGGUGCGGACCCCAAGAAGCCCUAUACCAUGGCCUUGGAUUAUGGUGGCAGCAUGGAGCAGCUGGAAGCCAUGAUUGAUGGCUCAGACCACUGUGAGCAGGAGGUAGCCUACCAUUGCAGAAGGUCCCGCCUGCUCAACACGCCAGAUGGAACACCAUAUACCUGGUGGAUUGGGCGGUCCAAUGAAAGGCACCCUUACUGGGGAGGUGCCCCACCUGGGGUUCAGCAGUGUGAAUGUGGCCUGGAUGAGAGUUGCCUGGACGUUCAACACUUCUGCAAUUGUGAUGCUGACAAGGAUGAAUGGACAAAUGAUACUGGCUUUCUUUCCUUCAAAGACCACUUGCCUGUCACUCAGAUAGUUAUCACUGACACCAACAGAUCAAACUCAGAAGCUGCUUGGAGAAUUGGUCCCUUGCGUUGCUAUGGAGACCGGUACUUCUGGAAUGCGGUGUCAUUUUAUACAGAAGCCUCUUACCUCCACUUUCCUACUUUCCAUGCGGAGUUCAGUGCUGAUAUUUCCUUCUUUUUUAAAACCACGGCUCUAUCGGGAGUUUUCCUAGAAAACCUUGGCAUGAAAGACUUCAUCCGACUUGAAAUUAGCUCUCCAUCUGAGAUCACUUUUGCCAUUGAUGUUGGGAAUGGCCCCGUAGAGCUCAUAGUUCACUCUCCUUCUCUUCUGAAUGACAACCAAUGGCAUUACGUCCGGGCUGAGAGGAACCUCAAGGAGACUUCACUCCAGGUGGACAGCCUCCCAAGGAUGACCAGGGAGACUUCGGAGGAAGGCCAUUUCCGAUUGCAGCUGAACAGCCAGUUGUUUGUAGGGGGAACAUCAUCAAGACAGAAAGGCUUUCUAGGAUGCAUACGCUCCUUACACUUGAAUGGGCAGAAAUUGGACCUGGAAGAGAGGGCAAAGGUCACAUCUGGAGUCCGGCCUGGAUGCCCAGGUCAUUGCAGCACUUACGGUAGCAUCUGCCACAAUGGGGGCAAGUGUGUGGAGAAGUACAGUGGGUACUUCUGUGAUUGCACCAAUUCACCAUAUGAAGGACCCUUUUGCAAAAAAGAGGUUUCUGCUGUUUUUGAGGCUGGCACUUCAGUUACUUAUAUGUUUCAAGAACCCUACCCAGUGACCAAAAAUAUAAGCCUCUCAUCCUCAGCGAUUUACGCAGAUGCAGCUCCAUCCAAGGAAAAUAUUGCAUUUAGCUUUGUGACAGCCCAGGCGCCCAGCCUCUUGCUCUACAUCAAUUCUUCUUCUCAGGAUUACCUGGCUGUCCUGCUCUGCAAAAAUGGAAGCUUACAGGUUCGCUAUCAGCUAAGCAAGGAAGAAACCCAGGUUUUCAAUAUUGAUGCAGAGAACUUUGCCAACAGAAGGAUGCACCAUUUGAACAUUAACCGCGAGGGAAGAGAGCUUACCAUUCAGGUAGAUCAGCAACUGCGACUCAGUUACAACUUCUCCCCAGAAGUCGAAUUCAGGGCCAUACGGUCACUCACCUUGGGCAAAGUCAAAGAGCAUCUUGGAUUGGAUUCUGAAGUUGCCAAAGCCAACACCCUGGGUUUUGUUGGAUGCCUGUCUUCAGUCCAGUAUAACCAGUUUGCACCCCUGAAGGCAGCCCUACGCCAUGCCACCAUUGCACCUGUGACUGUCCAUGGGACCCUGACAGAAUCAAGCUGUGGUUCCAUAAUGGAUGUGGAUGUGAAUGCAGUGACCACGGUGCACUCUUCAUCAGAUCCCUUUGGGAAGACGGAUGAGCGAGAACCACUCACUAAUGCCGUUAGAAGUGACUCGGCCGUCAUUGGAGGAGUAAUAGCAGUGGUGAUAUUCAUCAUCUUCUCUAUCAUCGGCAUCAUGACCCGGUUCCUUUACCAGCAUAAGCAGUCACACCGCACUAACCAGAUGAAGGAGAAGGAAUACCCAGAAAAUUUGGACAGUUCCUUUAGAAAUGACAUUGACUUGCAAAACACAGUGAGCGAGUGUAAACGGGAAUAUUUCAUCUGAGAAACUGCAGGGUCACAAAAUAUUCUCUUUUGGGUUGUUGUUAAAUUUUUCUCCUUUCUUUUAAUUUUGGUCAUUCUCCUUUUCCUAUCCAUUUGCCAAUUAUUUUUGGCACAUACUUGUAUCAACCACAGCAUCUAUCCCCUUGAUCCAGCCCGGAAGACCAGGCAGCUAUGGCCACUGCCUUCCUUUCUGACAAACUUAUUGUGGUGAUAAUGAUCACUUAACAGACUGACUUUACUCCUCUAGACAAAGAAGAGACACAUGUGUGCACACGUGCAUAUUUAGUUCUGUGUUUCCAGUUUCUAAGUAAGAUGCACUCUUUAGUUCCAUAGCCAUUCUGUCUUGCAUUAAACCUCAGGCUUACUUUGAACCUGAGCUCUGUGACAUAGGCAUAUGACACUCAUCUUUGACAUCCUCCUUCAUCUCAAGUUCAUUCCUACCAGGGAACUCAGGGUAAAGAAAGAAGAUGCUAAAGGCCUGGUUCACUUCAGUGGCACUUUCAAAGGAAUAAGAGAAGUUUGUUUUGUGCUGAUUUUCCUUACCAUAGGACGCCCAUUGCCCUAACUCAUCACCCUUUUUCACUUUGACUCUUAUCCCCUGAGUAUUUCAAAUACAAGAUCCCUGAUAGUAGUGAGCUAUUGCUUUGCUCCUUUCUUGCCACUCUCUCCUGGGGCUGACACUUUAGAACAGCACACAAUAGCAUAAACCUAGGGGAAGCAUGGAAAAUAGUAGCUUGAAACUAGGAGGUAAAAAAGAAAGCUGCUAGGAAGUAGAUGUUCUAUAACUUCAAAAAUGCCUUUUCCCGUUUUUUAAGAAAUGUUAGCUAGGCUAUUCCUGGGAUUAUUAUACUGAGGUAUAUAUAUA
Molecule: messenger RNA, 4059 nt
Organism: Odobenus rosmarus divergens (Pacific walrus)
Lineage: Eukaryota; Metazoa; Chordata; Mammalia; Carnivora; Odobenidae
Gene: CNTNAP5
Product: contactin-associated protein-like 5-like
Exons: 19
Coding region: 1-3195 (1064 amino acids)
Source: RefSeq, a predicted model, not a curated record